This is a messenger RNA of Lactuca saligna, 1776 nucleotides long. The record is from the annotation of a GenBank genome assembly. NCBI's taxonomy places the organism in Eukaryota, Viridiplantae, Streptophyta, Magnoliopsida, Asterales, Asteraceae.
CUCUCUCUCUCUCUCUCUCUCUCUCUCUCUCUCUCUCUCUCUCUCACAUAUGAUGCCGUUCAGUGACUUAUUCGUUUGAUUGGUUUCUGUAACAUGGGGCUGCUAAUGCAACUAGAAUCUAACAUCAUAUCGGCAAGAAAAUUGGAAGGGGUUGAAGAAGGAAGAUUAUUGCUCGAAAAAAGGAAGUAGGGUUCAAGCACACACCAAAAGCCAGGCAAACACGUCUUUAGAACCUGGACGUAGUUGUUCUAUAUAGAUCAUACAGACGUGAAUAAUGUCAGGAGAUUUCGAUACACUAGAGAGUAAUGAAGAACCUAGUUUUGAUCAAUAUGGAGGAAACACAUCAUCUAAUUCUUCCAUGAAUAAGCAAGUUACAUCAUUUGAUUUGAAUGAAGAAGCAAGUAGCCAAGAAGAUAUUGAUCUAUGUUUUGAAGAAGACCAAAAGAUUGAAGAAGGAAGUUCAUCGAAGAACAGAAAGGGUCGGGUUAGACAAUAUGUGCGUUCUAAGAUGCCUAGACUUCGUUGGACUCCUGAACUCCAUCAUGCUUUUGUUAAUGCUAUUGAAAGGCUUGGUGGACAAGAAAAAGCAACUCCCAAGUCUGUUCUUCAUCUAAUGAAUGUGAGAGGACUAAGUAUCGCUCAUGUGAAAAGUCAUUUGCAGAUGUAUAGAAGCAAGAAGCUUGAUGAUUCUGGACAAGUAUUAUCUCAGAGGGCUACACAAACGAUACAAGGAAGACCACAUAUUUAUAGCAAUUUGUACUCAAGAGGUACUCCCUUCCAACAUUUGAAACUAGCAAAUGGUGGGAUUGUUCUACCAAGCAAUUUACAAGAGGGUGAUGAUCACUGCAGAAGUCAUCUUCAUGAUUCUGGUUUUCGACCUACACGUGGCAUCCAUCAUUUCUUAUCGAGGCACCAAAUAUGGCUAUCUAAUCAAAUUCAAGGGUCUUCACCGAUGAGAAGAGAGUUUGGAGAUGGGAAGAAAAUGAUGAAAGAUAUUUUGAAUCAUAUGCCAGAAAAGCCUUCUGAUGCAAACAAAUUCCAUGGAACUAUGAGAUCUAGCCAACUUCUUGAGGAGAAGAAGUGGCCACAUGAUCAAAGAAAAGAUAAAUGGUUACCUAUAACAACCAUUUGCACCAACAGUUCCACCUCCGAUCCUUUCGGUCUUUCUCAAUGUCAACAGUAUUACAGAGAGAGAGCAAGGAUGCCUCAUUCUCCAUCAGCUUUCAAUGAUUCAUCACCAUUAUUGAAUGCACAAUCGAAAGCCGCAUUUCUACUUGAGUUAAAACAAGAUAAAGGGUGGAAGGAUAAGGAAAGGAAGGCAGAUUUGAAGCUUAGUUUGAGCCAAAACGAAGAUGUAGAUGAAGAGAAGAAUCAUCAAAGGAGUACUCCUGAAAUCAACACUAUGCUAUCGCUUUCUUUGAAGGAGACAAAAACCAACCUAGAGUGAGUUAAAUAGUUUAUAUAUAAACGUAUGUAACAGGAGGCUAGAUUGAGACGAGUACUUAAGAUCUGAUUAAGCGCAUGGAUAGGCGGCGUAGGAGCUAGUGAGAUCUUCUAAGUACUUGUUUUCAAAAGCUAUUAUUUACAUGGUUUUUUCGAUCCCAUAUGACAAGGAAAUAUUUCGGCUGUAGUUGUACGUAUUGACAUGUAAAAUGGACAAGGUUAUAGUGUAGCUACUUUAGUAAGAACUGGUAGAUCAUAAUCAAUCCAGUAAUUAACUGUUCUUUGCGAAGAUGUAUAGCAUGCAGCCAUGCAUAUUGUUUAUUAUCAAGUAGA